GGGGGAGGCUGUGCGGGGAGGGGCGGGGGGCGCGCGGCGCGGGGCUCCGCGAGGCCGCGCGCCCCCGGGGCCCGGGUAGUUCCUGUCACCUCUCGCCGCCCCCUCCCCGCCCUGUGCCCCUGCUCGGCAGUCCGCCGCGCUUCGCCGCCGCCGCCGCGGUCGGGACCUGAUCCCGACGCCCCUGGGAUUUCACAGGACUGUGCCAUAUCGAUCUUCUUGCCAGCUCAGCGAUGCGCUCUCCCUUCGCGUCCAGUGGUCUUUCUAGAAUUGUCUUACAGGCUGAGCUUGUGAAACCCUCCAGCCAUGACGAAAAGAGAAGCGGAGGAGCUGAUAGAGAUCGAGAUUGACGGCACGGAGAAGCCGGAGUGCACCGAGGAGAGCAUUGUAGAGCAGACCUACACUCCAGCUGAAUGUGUAAGUCAGGCCAUAGACAUCAAUGAGCCAAUAGGCAAUUUAAAGAAACUACUAGAACCAAGACUGCAGUGUUCUCUGGAUGCUCACGAAAUUUGCCUGCAGGAUAUCCAGCUGGAUCCUGAGCGAAGUUUAUUUGACCAAGGAGUAAAGACAGAUGGAACUGUACAGCUUAGUGUACAGGUAAUUUCCUACCAAGGAAUUGAACCAAAGCUAAAUAUCCUGGAAAUUGUUAAACCUGCGGAAACGGUUGAAGUAGUUAUUGAUCCAGAUGCUCACCAUGCGGAAGCAGAAGCACAUCUUGUUGAGGAAGCUCAAGUGAUAACUCUCGAUGGGACAAAACACAUUACAACCAUUUCAGAUGAAACGUCAGAACAAGUGACCAGAUGGGCGGCUGCGCUGGAAGGUUACAGGAAAGAGCAAGAGCGUCUUGGGAUACCCUAUGAUCCCAUACAAUGGUCCACAGACCAAGUCCUGCAUUGGGUGGUUUGGGUAAUGAAGGAAUUCAGCAUGACUGAUAUAGACCUCACUACACUGAAUAUUUCUGGAAGAGAACUCUGUAGCCUCAGCCAAGAAGAUUUUUUUCAGCGAGUUCCUCGGGGAGAAAUUCUCUGGAGUCAUCUGGAACUUCUUCGAAAAUAUGUAUUGGCAAGCCAAGAACAACAGAUGAAUGAGAUAGUUACAAUUGAUCAACCUGUGCAGAUUAUUCCGGCAUCAGUGCAGUCUGCUACACCAACUGCCAUUAAAGCUAUAAAUAGUAGUACAAAGGCAGCUAAAGUGCAGAGAGCUCCCAGGAUUUCAGGAGAAGAUAGGAGUUCGCCUGGAAACAGAACAGGAAACAAUGGCCAGAUCCAACUGUGGCAGUUUUUGCUAGAACUUCUUACUGACAAGGAUGCUCGAGACUGCAUUUCUUGGGUUGGUGAUGAAGGAGAAUUUAAGCUAAAUCAGCCCGAACUGGUUGCACAGAAAUGGGGACAACGUAAAAACAAACCUACCAUGAACUAUGAGAAACUUAGUCGUGCAUUAAGGUAUUAUUACGAUGGGGACAUGAUUUGUAAAGUUCAAGGCAAGAGAUUUGUCUACAAGUUUGUCUGUGACUUGAAGACUCUUAUCGGGUACAGCGCAGCGGAGUUGAACCGUUUGGUCACAGAGUGUGAACAAAAGAAACUUGCCAAGAUGCAGCUGCAUGGGAUCACCCAGCCAGUCGCAGCAGUGGCCCUGGCCGCCGCGUCCCUGCAGGCGGAGAAGGAUAACUGAGCCAGGGCCUCCGGGAGUCCACGGUCUUUCUUAAAAUGUUGGAGCAAGUCUUGCUCUUCCCUUUAUUACUGAAUUUGAAUCUUCUUUUAUUUCUAGACUGUACAAUCUGAUGCAUGAUUUUUUUUAUAAAUAUUUCAUACUCUUGUGAAUUUGGAUCUUUUUACUUUGAGCAUAUAUUUUAGAAUAUGUGUAUGUUAAACAAUCACCACAAUGUCUUUAGGCUGGUUCAUUGUGGGAUAGUUUGUUAACAGUCAGAAAAGCUAAACUGGUCAGUAUUAAUGUCUAGCCCUACCAAAAAUAGCCAGUAGCACCUGAGGAUGAAAAAUAAAUGAAGUAUCUCCAGGAAACAGUCUGGCUUAACUAUUAAUAUUUUUGAAAAUAUAACUUUCCCCUCUCUGCUGCUUUAGAUGUUGCUUUACAUAAAAACCAGAAAAUGGAAUUUUUCACAGCUGAAGCAUGUAUGCCUGUUUCAUCUAAUCAAGCAGAGCUAAAGUAGUCAUAUCCAAUAAAAUUAUAAUAUAAAAUUA
Cervus elaphus (red deer) is the source of this 2195-nucleotide messenger RNA. RefSeq names its product GA binding protein transcription factor subunit alpha (gene GABPA). The transcript has 10 exons. NCBI's taxonomy places the organism in Eukaryota, Metazoa, Chordata, Mammalia, Artiodactyla, Cervidae. The record is from RefSeq and is a predicted model, not a curated record. Gene Ontology annotation, molecular function: sequence-specific DNA binding; DNA-binding transcription factor activity, RNA polymerase II-specific. Gene Ontology annotation, biological process: cell differentiation; regulation of transcription by RNA polymerase II. Bases 304 to 1668 code for a protein of 454 amino acids. Gene Ontology annotation, cellular component: nucleus.